Molecule: messenger RNA, 1231 nt
Organism: Schistosoma rodhaini
Lineage: Eukaryota; Metazoa; Platyhelminthes; Trematoda; Strigeidida; Schistosomatidae
Source: the annotation of a GenBank genome assembly
GAAAAUCCAUUAUCACUAGGCAUUCAAUUACAAGGUGUCUGUUAACUAUGGAUUUUAGAUUAGUUGCUUGUACGCUAACUAAUGCAGAUAGUCAAUUCGGAGCUUACUGAGACUGUUGUUAGAUGUCCUGAUCAUAUCGCUAAUUUAUUAAACAAUCUUUGAACAAAGAAUAUGUAUGGUUUUAAAAUAAUGUAUUGGUUAUUCAGCUAAAAAUAAAUCAGUCAUCAGUCCACUAAUUCAAUUAUUCACUUACCUAUCAUAUUUGCUUUAGUAUAAGUGAUUAACACGUGACAAAUAAAUUCUUUUACAAUUUACUUUUAAUAACUUUUUUAAUCACAAGUUAAAAAUUUCCUAACCAACCAGAAAAAGAAAAUUAAUAGUCUAUGUGGCAUAUAAAGAACAUCCUCAUAUUAACUUAUAAGAAUAAUUUUAUUCAUAGUGAGUAUACUGAUCUCUCUAAUAUACCAUGAUGCAUUUUGGACUAACACAACGUGAACUACUUCAGUAUACACAGACUACACAGCCGAAUGUUCUAAAACCGGGAGUCAUAGAUGAAGUAGUGAACGUGUUGUUGAAACACUAUGAAAAAUGUGAAGAUGAACGAAUCCACAGUUUAGCUGAAAUUGAACGUAAACGUAUGCAAAAUCUGGAAGCAGAGACUGAACUAAAACAGAUACAUUUGUGUUUGAAGCGAGAACCUAAAUGUCAGACUAAGAAACUGACCAGAAAAACUGUAAAACCAUCCAUAAUUUGGAUGGAAACCCAGAAACCUGGGAUGCAUCCCCCACCCGAUUCAGAAAGACGCAAGAAAAUAAAAGAUAAUGAUCUAUUAGCUAAGACAGAAAAUGACAUUUUCAACCAAACAGAUAAUGAUCCAAAUUACAGACAUACCGAUGUAAACCAUUCAAAUCGACCAAAAGAAUUAGAUCCUGAUGCAUGCUUACAUUUACCUCUUGGUUUGGUAAGAAAUCCAACUCCAAGAACAAAGAAGUUUUUAUCAUCCGAGACUAAUGAAUCACUUUAUGCUACUGCAAAUCAAAUAGUUUAUUCGUCAACUGAAGAUCAAGCUCAAAAGCGCUGACAAAGAAAGGGAGCCAUAAUUUAAUUCAGUCGACAGAAUAUUGUUUGAUGGAUGCUUUUUCUAAAGAAAACGAUCAUUAUUUAUAAUAAGCGUUUUAUUGGUGUUAUUAAUUUUUUUCAGAAAUUAUAAAUAAUCAAAAUUUUGAUUGCG